UUGAGGGGAUUUGGGGCUUUGGGAUGGGGAAUUCGGGGAAAUUUUGGGAAUUGGGAGUUUGGAAGUCUGGAAAUUCUCCCAAAAUCCCCCAGAAUUCCCCAAAUUUUCCCAAAUUCCCAGGAAUUCAAGCUGAUGUUUGGGAUGCUUUUCUCGCUCCGCUCCUUCGUGGCCAAGAUGAGCCCCACGGACAUGCGGGACGGGUUCGUGUCGUUCCACACCAGCAAGUACCGGCUGCAUUACCUGGAGACGCCCUCGGGGCUGCGCCUGGUGCUCAACACCGACCUGGGCGUGCCCAGCGCCCGCGAGGCGCUGCAGCACAUCUACAGCAACGUGAGCACCCAAAUCCCAA
Messenger RNA from Parus major (Great Tit), 349 nucleotides. RefSeq names its product trafficking protein particle complex 1 (gene TRAPPC1). Gene Ontology annotation, biological process: endoplasmic reticulum to Golgi vesicle-mediated transport. The transcript has 2 exons. Gene Ontology annotation, cellular component: TRAPP complex. NCBI's taxonomy places the organism in Eukaryota, Metazoa, Chordata, Aves, Passeriformes, Paridae. The annotation marks the transcript as partial. The record is from RefSeq and is a predicted model, not a curated record.